AUGGAUGGUGAGCUUCUUCCUGAUCAUAAAUUUUGCUAUCCUGUUUCUUCGUCGACAUAUGAGUACCAUACCGUUCCUUUCUGGCCGGCGGAUCGAAGGAGCAUUCUCUUUGUAAAUGACCGAUGCGGCCACAAUGGAACAGAAACUAGGCAGCCGUCGCCGCUCACUCUUCCAACCAGUGAGAUCGCGGCCGGCGCUGACUCCUUCUCCCAAGAUAUCGAUGCCGACUCCUUCGCCCAAGAGAUCGCUACCGACUCUUUCGAGUCCGCCGACAACUGCAUUCCGCGAAGCCGAAAAUGGACUCGAGAAAGAUCCUCAGGCGCUGUGGAGGAGGAAUCACAAUGGCGACGAUUUGAAAUUGAAGUCGCUGAACUUCUGGAAAUCAAGCAGAUAGGCACCUCUCAUCUCCGAUUCAGUCUCCACUCAUCAUGCGAUGCUCGCCAGGCAGCUCAACGACCGCGUCAAGAAGGCAUUCAGUGUUCAGUUGAUUGGUUACUCGUGCUGCGAUGUUCGGAAUCGCAGGUCGGGGUUGGUGGCGAGAACUCCAGCGACGAAGGUGGAAGCGGGGGAUUGGUGAACAAUAUAGUGAAGGGACCUUGGUCGCGCGAGGAAGAUGCGUUGCUAGCUAAACUGUUUGCAUCUUUGCUUCUUGGAAGUGAUUAUGGAUCACGAUGGUUUGAAGAUCAUUCAAGACAUGUUGUCAACAAGUUUCAUGAAGAACAAACUGCCAAAGAAGCAAUAGCAGCUGAAGAAGAAGGAGAAGGUGAGAAGGAGGACGAAGGACAAGCUGGGCAGAUGUCAAAGGGCCGGCCGGCCAAUGAGAAGUCACUGCCUUUGUCGGAGUUUACAUUCGGUUGCUUGGGGAAGAAACAUAUCAAGUUACCUGCAGACUGCUUGUCUAUGGCGCUUGGUCUCGUGGAUGACGCAAUUAAUGCAUCAGCACUCCUCGUGAUGUUAAUGGUGUCAUCGAAGAUAACAGGUAAUCUUGGUUUGUUAUGCUUCCGUGAAGCAGAAGGUAUAACCUUAACUGGUAGCUGUGAAGUAUGGGGGUUGUUGUUCAUCUGAUCAACAUGGCUAAAGCGCACAAGAUGGAGUUACAGAUCUUAUUGUUAUCAUUUAUCAAUAGAAUGACAAAUUUUGGGUCAAUGUAACAACUUGUUCCAAAUAAUUCCUUUUGACAAAUGUAAAUUAAUGUUAUGAUAUCAAUAUAUUGAUGCAUUAUGCUCUUUUUCAAACCAAAA
Messenger RNA from Linum tenue, 1241 nucleotides. Lineage: Eukaryota; Viridiplantae; Streptophyta; Magnoliopsida; Malpighiales; Linaceae. The record is from the annotation of a GenBank genome assembly.